GCGCAUGCGCCCCGCCCCCGGUGGCUCGGCGGGCCGCGUCCUUUGGCGCGGCCGUGACGCCAUGGCGGGGGCUGGGGGGCUUUUGCUGGCCCUGCUGCUGGCGCGGCUGGCCGCCGGCACCCCCGGCACCCCGCCCGAUACCCCCGCUACCCCGCCUGGCACCCCGCCCGAUGCCCCCGGCACCCCGCCUGGCACCCCGCCCGAUACCCCCGGCACCCCGCCCGAUACCCCCGCUACCCCGUCUGGCACCCCCGCUACCCCCGGCACCCCGCCUGGCAGCCCGCCCGGUACCCCCGGUAUCCCUGGCGCCCCCGGUACCCCGCCCAGCACCCUGCCCGAUACCCCCGGUAUCCCUGGCACCCCGCCUGGCACCCUGCCCGGUUCUCCGGGCACCCCCGGUACCCCGGCCGGCACCCCCGGCGGUAAAAGGUCUGUGAGUCGAGUGUGUGUGGAAAAGUCGCUGGUGUUCAGGAGUAACACCCCAUACCCCACCGCCACUGUUGCUGUCCCUGGUGGGCCUGAUCUGUUCUGUGUGCAGCUGGAGGACUCAAAGCUGAACUAUUUCCAACAGCCACAGGAUAUCAAAGAAUCUGAUUUUUUGAAGUUCUUACAGAAAUAUGGCAGAUACUCUUUCUUAGCACCCUCACAAGUCCAGCCAUCAUUCUCUGCCUUUUACCGGGCUGGAGAUCCAAUCCUCAUCUACUUUGAUUCAUCAUCUGUACUGAGCACGCUUAGACAGCCAGUAAAAAUGGGAGCCAGUGGACUUUGUGUUGAUGGAAAUCCUGCUGGCUUCCUGGACAGUAAAAGCACAAGCUGUACUCGGAUUUUUGCCAACUUGAGCAAGAGCUGCGUUACUGACCCUGCCCUAGAUGCUGCCUCCUACUACCGUGACUUCACUGUGCUAAAGGUCCCAGUUAAGGACACCAUUGUGCAGUCCAUGAAGGUAAAGGUCAGCACAACCACACCACCUGGAGCUCCCCACAUGAAAGACAACAUGUGUAUCAACGUUGUUUCGGAGGUGAUAUAUGAGAUAGAAUUCGGUGGCACACAUGGGAUUCAGAGUGUUUCUGUCCGGUUCAAAGUGAGCAACAUCUCUGGGAACUCAGGAUCCUCUCUGCAGCAGCACUUCACUUUGCACUUCUGGACCAGGACUCUUUCUCAUAUGUUGCCUAGAAGCGGAAACCCUGGCUAUAUCACUGGAGCACCACUGUUGAUUGCAAACAGUGGUGCCAUGCAGCAUAUGAGCAUUUUACAGAGCGAAGGUGAUGGAAGUUGCUCACAGUUCCUCAGACACACAGUACAAUUUGGAAGAAAUACAAGGACAGGCUGCAAGCUCAGCCUGUCCCCAAUACUGGAAGAAAGUGACUGUAGUUACAUCCAGCAGAAGUUAAACAAGGCUCUUCAGGGGAUGAACAGAGCAGAGGACCUUGCUAUAACUGGCAGCGCUCAUUUGACCCAGGCAGAAGAGUGGACGGCCAUUCUGAUUCAGAACUGCAGUGUGCAGGCUGUGAAUUGCACUUCCUGUUGCGUGGUUCCCGUGACCCUGGAGAUACAGAUACUGUGGACAAAGGUGGGCCUCCUGUCCAACCCACAAGCUCAAAUCCUGGGUGCACGGUACUUUUAUCAGUGUCGCCCCCUGAAGUUCCCAAGCAGAAGCACGGUACCUCUGACAACUGUCGUUACCUUCACUGACAUGACGGAAUGGCCAGAACCUCCACGAGGCCAGCCCCAAAUGCACUGGAAACUCCCAUUUGACAUUUUUUUCCCAUUCAAGGUGGCACUGAAUUUGGAAAGAAGUUAUAGAGAUUAUCUGGCUGUCUGUUUCUUCUUGAUUCUAAUAAUCGCUAGUAUUCUCUGCUUCUGAAAAGUCAUGUAGACGAGGCCUGUACUGAAAGUUCAGUAGGUGAAUUGAUACAUUCAGAAUAUGAUCCAGAUCAUAGACUUUUCUCCUCAGGUUCCCGUACUGUGCCUGUGAUAUCUGUGUGCCUUUUGGUCUUGGAUUAAGCCACGUGACGUAGCUUCUGCCCUGUGUCCUCUAAUGCCCCUAUUCUCCACAUGCCCCAUCUGUGAACCUUGCUGCAGUGAAACACGUGAGAGAUGGAGGGAUCAAGAGACGUUGCAUUAACAAAUAACAAGGAGGAUGUUAAAAUGAACGUUCCAUGUUCCCAGAAACCAUGAGUCCUUUCUAAACCACGAGUAUGGAGAGAGGAGCAAAGUUCAAUCCAAGCAUUUUGGAGCUGCGUUCAGUCAUCUUCCUAUUGGAGAAGCACCUGAUUUUUCUACGUGGAACUAAAUGAACAUUUACAAUACAGGAGCCCUCACAGGUGACGUGAAUUUUAUGAGUAGACAUGUCUGCCAGUCACCUUUAACGCAUUCUUGAUACAUGACAACCAUGCCUCCGUGACAGUUUUUGACUCUUAUUUUUCUAUGUCUUUUCAAAUACAGAUAUUCAAUUGAAAUUCUUGUUUUAGUAGCUGUUUACAUUAGCAAUAGUGUUACACAAAGCAAAGUAAUUGUAAGUGUCCCAUCCUCUGAAACAGAAUUGAGUUUUAGUUGUUUGUCAAGAUCUUCCUGAUUUUUUUUUUCCUUGAAGGAACAGGCCCAAAUAUGUUUUUUCCUAGAAAAGAAACAUUCUCUUUGGGUCCAGACAGGAACCGGACUGAUAAUGAUCACCACUGAAAUUCUAGGCAGCACAUGAGAGUGAGUUGUGAACAGUCCUAAAGAAAAAAAAAUUCAAUUAUUUUAGGAAGAAUUUGUAGAUGUAUCAUAAGACGGAAGCUUACUGCACUACCUUACUUCUGGCUCAGCCUCUGGGACCAGAAUGUAAGUUUGUUGUGUUUGAAGUUGUAGGUGAUGUUCUAAUUAUCUAGUCUGCCCCACUGCAUCACACAGGCUAAGGAAAUCUGCUCAAUCAUUCCAUUAAGUCGUUGGACUACGGUUUAUUUUUUUAGCAAAGGAUGUAUUACUUAUCUGCAAUUCUUCAGAUGGAAUCAAUAAUAGGCAAGAAAACCAGAGAAAUCUGGCCUACCUUUAACAAAAUGUAUUUGUUGCUUUUGUAUGUAUAUUAUGUAUGGCAACUUUAUUGCUCUCCCUCAUUACAAACGUUAACAGAGCAGUGCAAAAAUAAACUGAAAAUAUUGUAAUUAGUCAGGAUAUCAGAGGAGAUAACCUGAAUAAAACAAAACCAUGACCCAUCUAAAGCAUGCAGAUUAUGGAGUAACUUCACACAUUUAACUUUCUGAUUGCUUGCAUGGUUUAUUGGCUUGGAAAGAAUUCCAUGCAAAUACCUGCUGCUUCCAUUGAAAGCCCAUGGAAGCCCGUCUGCACACGCAGGCGUUCUAGUGUUACCUAUGGCUGGAGGUGCCAGUACAGCGACAAGCUUUGGGUUCAGACACAUGUGGCUUCUCAACUGUGCCUGUAGUAUCUUUGCAAAGCUUUUAGCAAAACACAUUUGUAGCAUAUGCCACGUGUUCUCUUAUGCUCCUCAUUUGUAGAAUCCAGGAAAUUAAUUUAGAGGUGACAGUAACUGAACUGAACAAAUGCUUAGUUGGAGAAACUUGCCAGAUGUCACGAUGCCAAGUGUGUCAGGAUAUGGCUUGACUGAAAAGGAUCUGGCAUCUCUGUUUUCCGCAUUAUUGAGAUAAUUCAAUUAGGUGACUACAGAGAUUUUCAUUCUGUGAGCAGCAAAUACAUGGAAACGCUGUAAGAAUGCAUCAUCUUACUAUUACAAUUCUCUGUCGUAUCCCUACCCUCCAUUAUGCGCUAUUUUCUAGCACACAUUUUUUCCUUAUUGCAGGAAAUGGAGCUGGAGGGAGCCUCAUCCAUAAUCUGGUCUGAGGCAUGCUCAGUUCCAGCUGUGCCAUACCACACAGAUGGCGGUUAGAGUCUGCGGCUUCCUAUGACAGUUUAUUUCAGUGUCUACUUUGUCAUGUCAUGUUUUUCCCUACUGUCUGAACUUAAAUGGCAUCUGUUGCAACUGAAUACCAGGCAACAGUAUGCCAUUGUCACACACAAGCAGCCUUACGUGUCAGAUGUGCAGAAUGGGGUAUUUAUACUCCAUCUCCAAAUGCUGUGUCAUUUGUCUGCUGACAGCAUUCCACCUGGAACUGUCCUUCGAAUACGUCCUGUUUUGAGGCAGUAAGUCUAUUUUUAUACUGUCCAAGUGAAAGAUGCAAUUUUGGAUUACAAGGUAGGAACAGAGUUACAAAAACUUGACAAGUGCACUGUUAGUAGUGAUGUGAAUUAGCCUGCCCACCCAGCUCUUAAGAUUUCUCUGGGAGGUCGUCAGGUUGUUGUGCUGGAAGCAAACAGCAGCGAGCGUUUCCAUUCCUGCUGUCCGAGAAGCUCUGCUUCGGGGUGCCACUUCUCGCUUUCAUCAUUGAUUCCUCCCCCCACCCAGCAAACAGAAAUAACAUGUAAAUUUCUGAAAUGAAAUAUUCUGAAAUCAUACCCCCCUUCUAUAAUGUAAGAACAUAUGUAAAAUGCAAAGAAAAAGCCGAAGAAGAAAUCUUACAAAUUCCCGUAAGCUCCUUAGCGUGCUUCCAUUUCCUUCAGCGCAAAGUACAUGAGCCGCUGUUAAAUUUGCCAAGUUUUAGCCACUGUUUACAACUGGGGUUUGUAGCGAAAGGUGAGGUGCCUUACACACUUGCUGCCUUCGUCUGGCUCAGCUUUGCCGGGGGCUACUGUGUGCCCGUGUACCUUAAGAAACAGUUCUUGUAAGAACGCAUAAACCCGAUCCCGCUACACGCCCACAGCGCCUCACGGGACCCCGGCACCGGGAUCCCCGGCGCGUCGCUUCACGGGUGCCCUGUCGAGGACCCGCCGGGGGUAGGGGGACGGGACGGACACGACACGCUCCCCCCGGCCGCGUCCCGCCCCGGCCCGCAGCUCGUUACAACAGACCGCUGACCGGCGCCGCAGCUCGACAGGACCCGCCGCGGCCCGAGCUGGCGUCCCGCCAUCGCGCCCGGUUGUACCGGAAUGCGCCUUCUGCCUCCUCCCUGCGGGCCCGGCCCACCUGGCACUCGUUGGCCCGGGCACCCUCCCGUGCCGGAGCACCGCCGGCAGGAGCCCCGGCAGGAAGGGUCCUGGCAAGCUGCUGCCGCCGCACGCCGCCCGACAGAGCUCCGGCCGGGCCCUGGCCCGCGCGCGCCGCGCUUCCGGGGCGGGGCGGGGCGGGACCCGGCCAGAAGGGACGCGGGGAAGUGGGGCGGGUGAGUGCGGGCUGCGGCAGCCCCUGGU
Molecule: messenger RNA, 5241 nt
Organism: Chroicocephalus ridibundus (black-headed gull)
Lineage: Eukaryota; Metazoa; Chordata; Aves; Charadriiformes; Laridae
Gene: TCTN3
Product: tectonic family member 3
Exons: 13
Coding region: 5-1864 (619 amino acids)
Biological process (GO): smoothened signaling pathway; cilium assembly
Source: RefSeq, a predicted model, not a curated record